UUUUUUCGCUUCGCUGUCCGUCCGCUUUGCUUCCCUAGGAACCUUAGCUUAGAGCAGGUCCGCAUAACUGGGGAUUAUUAUAUAUUUAUAUUCCUUUGUGGCAAUCCACUUACAUAUUUUUUUCGCAGACACUGGGACUCAUUCUUAAUUUGUUUCAAGUGCAUGAAGUGGGAUGUCCGCCACAGAAUGGUAUGCGCAUAAAUCCCUCGGACAUGGAGUAUUCUGGAUCCAGGAGAGGUUUUACGAAUCGGGUAACAGAGCUAACAUUUGGCUGCUUCGUGGAUCUCAUCAGGACGUCGUGAUAGACACUGGACUGGGCUUGAGGAGCUUGCCUGACUAUUUGAUUGCGACAGGUCUGCUUGGAGAAGAGUCCGAGCGGAAAAACCCUUUGCUGGCCAUCGGCACUCACGUCCAUUUUGACCAUUCAGGUGGGCUGCAUCAGUUUCAACAGGUGGGCGUGCAUGUCGCGGAGGUCGAUGCAUUGGCCAACGGAGACAACUUUGAGACCGUGACCUGGCUUUCUGACAGUGAGAUAGUGCGGGAUCCGACGCCUGGCUGGAGAGCCAGGCAAUACAAAGUCAAACCAGUUCAGCCGACUCACAUAUUACAGGAAGGUGACGUCAUCAACCUGGGAGACAGGCAGCUAACAGUAUUGCAUAUGCCUGGCCACUCCAGGGGCAGCAUCUGUCUCCAUGACAGGGAAAACAAGCUUCUGUUCAGUGGCGAUGUCGUCUAUAACGGGGCCAUGAUUGACUGGCUGCCGUACAGCAGAGUCACUGACUAUGUGAGCAGCUGUGAGCGGCUGCUGCAGCUUGUGGACAAUGAAGAGGUGGAGCAGGUCCUUCCAGGACACUUUAACACAUUUGGAGCCAAGCGACUGCACCAGAUUGCCUCCAAUUACAUUUCCAAUUCUGGCUCCUGUCACAGGUUCUCCACAUGUAUGGUCAAGUCAAUUGCCCGCCUCGCUCUGCGGGCCAAAAAUUCAAGAAGUGCAUGUUAACCUCAGAUAUUAAUGCUCCAUGAGGGUGAUUUAGGAUGACACAGUGUUAUGUGUGUCUGUUUGUGUAAUAUAUCAUAUAUAAUAUAACUUAUAAAUAUUGUAAUGUGACCUUAAAUAUAUAUAGUAUAAUAUAGUAUUGUUGCAUAGUAUAUCCUAAAAAUAUAUAGAUAUAUCUUUAUAUAUUGUUAAAGAUAAAGUGCAAAUAAACCGCUUGAAUGAAAAACGUCAAUAUUAAGGAGUCUGGGAAUAUUAAACACAUUAACAAUUCAUACAAAAUUUUCACAUUGAAUACAUGCUUACUUGUCUGCUGACUGAAACUACAUUAGGAUGUGCAAAAAUAUAGAUUUUUUGAAACAUAUGAGGUAUGCAGUAGUUUGAUGGCUCAGUGGACAAUACUGUCCCCAUGCAUCUCUAAGGAUGGGGGUUCAGUUCCUGCCCUUGGAUGUGGGUGUAUGUGAUUAUUUUCUCCAUAUUUAUUUAGGUCUCUCCUGUGUGCUCCAGAUUCCUUCCUCCUUCCAAAAAUAUGUGUUUAGGUGAACUGGUGUCUCUAAAUAUCCAUGGCGUGAGAUGUGCAUUUUUUGUUUCCUUAUUACAGAUUGAUAACGAUUUGUUAGAAGACUACAAAAUCUUCUGGGUAUGCCAUAAUUAAAUCAUUGUUUUUUUUGUUAAAUAAAGAUACAUUUAAAAGUAAAUUGCA
This is a messenger RNA of Paramormyrops kingsleyae, 1697 nucleotides long. It is a transcript of the gene mblac2, whose product is annotated as metallo-beta-lactamase domain containing 2. Lineage: Eukaryota; Metazoa; Chordata; Actinopteri; Osteoglossiformes; Mormyridae. The record is from RefSeq and is a predicted model, not a curated record.